ACAGCGCCAUAAUCAAACCGCGGAUUGUUUCAUGUCAGAUUUAUCAAAUUAACAAAUUAAAUUCGAUAAACGAGAUUAAAGUAAAAUCUCCGCCAGUUUUUGACGUCACUAAAUGUCAGUUAGUCUCCGGAAGAUCGAGUUUCGUCCCGUUUGUGAGGCUAACGAAGCUAACAGACGCAGCUAAUGCGGCUCCAACAGGGAGCUAACGAAGCUAGCCAACUUCAGCUGGUGUUCUCAGGUAAAGUCACCGACCGACCACAGCUGCUCUCUGUCGGACACAGCGGCGAUGAGCUGCCCGGUGAAACUCCAGGCUCUGCCGUCCGGUGUGUUUGAAGAGGUGUUCACCCCGGAGAAUGUGAGAGGACGAAACUCUCUCACUCCACUGAGUUUCCCCAAAUCCAGAUCAUCCCUGUGGGACAGCAGCCCCGCUGGAGAGAAGCUCCACCUCCAGCUCUGCUCACACAGGAAGCCUCGGGUGGUGCUCUUAGAGAAAGCUCUGCGUCUGGCUCAGCGCCAUGUCCGUCACAGCAACAAGCCCCGCCUCCACUGUUUCUUCCUGGGAUCAGUGUCGGUGGACUCAGAUGAGGAGGGGCUCACUGUCACUCUGGACCGGUUCGAUCCAGGUCGGGACAAGACUGGAUCCUUGGGUAGAGUUCCCUCUGCUCUGCUGCCCGGAGACAUCCUGGUUCCCUGUUUGUUCUCCACUCACACUGAGACAACACCUGACGCUGUUGUCCAAUCAGAGGCUGAGCUCCAUCACUGCUUCAAGGUGCUGCAUCAGUUUGUGAGCAGCAGGCAGACUCUGGAUCUGUCUCAGCUGUUAAAGGUCAGAGGUCGUGUGGUCUGCUCUCCGCAGUCUGACGCCACCUUGUUCGGUCUCAGCUGGGCGGCCGUCUAUCCGUCUGUCGGCGUGGACGUCCAGCCGGUCCGAGCCAUUCCCGUCAUCCCCACCGCUCUGCUGAGGACUCUGACCAGCGUCAGCCGGCCGCUGCAGCACACCGCCAACCGACAGAGAGGGUUUCUGACCAUGGAUCAGACCAGGAAACUGCUCCUGCUGCUGGAGUCUGAUCCUAAAGCCUCCAACCUGCCGCUGGUCGGACUAUGGCUGAGUGGAGUCACACACAUCUACAACCCUCAGGUGUUGGCCUGGUGUCUGAGGUUCCUGUUUAGCUCCGCCCUCCAGGACAGAGUUCUGUCAGAGAGUGGGUGCUUCCUCCUCGUCCUCUUCGCCUCCACUCACCGAGCUCCUCAGUUCUUCCAGUGCCGAGCACUGGGACCGGGACCGGGACCAGCACUACAGCUGGACUGUGACCUGCUGACCGCCUUCCAGUCCGUCACACUCUACCAGGUGGCGUCGGUGGACGGUCAGACUCUGCAGUGUGAGCUGGGCUCAGAAGAUCGCAGCAGACAGAAGGAGGUCUUCAGAGAGGCCCAGAGAUCCUUCAGCAGCGCCCCCCCACCAGCUGCCGGUGUCAGUGAUCAGGACUCUGGAGUCGAAGAUGAAGACCUAUCUCCACGACCGUCCCCGAGUCCUCACCCCCCAGCUCAGCAGACUCGGAGAGUCCAGCCGUCUGUUCCUGAACUCUCUCUGCUGAUUGACAGCAGCUUUACCUCCAAUCACAACGCUUGGCAGGACCCUGGCUCCGCCCACAGACCUCCUCCACCUCCUGCUGCUGACAGGAAGUCUGCUCCUCCAACAGGAAUCUCUUCCUCAGCUCCCAGACCCGUUCCUCCUCACCUCCACAGCACCCCCAACUCCAACCUGCAGCAGCCGUGCUCCUGCUGCUCCCCCAACAUCUACACCUGCACCUCCAUCUUCUCCUCCCCUCGACACCUCCCUGCUCUUCCACAGGCUAACCUUCACCCUGCUCCUCCUCCUCCUUUACACCACCACACUCCUCCUCCCUCCACUCAUGUCUCUGCUCUUCCUCCUUCCCUUCACCCUCCUCCUCCUCCUCCUUUACACCACCACACUCCUCCUCCCUCCACUCAUGUCUCUGCUCUUCCUCCUUCCCUUCACCCUCCUCCUCCUCCUCCUCCUUUACACCACCACACUCCUCCUCCCUCCACUCAUGUCUCUGCUCUUCCUCCUUCCCUUCACCACACUCCUCCUCCCUGCCCCUGCAGCCACCCUCCUCCUCCGCUUGUCCCACAGUGUGGUGACUCCCCCUCUCCCCACCCCUCCCAUCCAGCAGACCCUGGCUCCCCCCCCUUGCUCCCCCCUCCCUCCUGUGUGAAUCAGCAGGGCGGAGUUGCACCAUCUGACACCUACCAGCUCCUCCUCCAUCAGGACCGACAGCUCCGCCUCCUGCAGGCUCAGGUUCAGAUGCUGCUGGAGGCUCAGGUGAAGCUUCAGUCCUCCAGUCAGACCCCCAGGAGCAUGGCCAGCAUCGCUGUGGGGACAGGUGCCAGUCUUUUCUGGGGGGAACCUGUCCAGACCCUCCCUCAUCAGGAAGUACAAGCCCCUCCCCCCUCAUCCAAACUUCCCUCUUCCAACUCCCCCAGCACCCCCCCCUCCCUCAAACACUCCUCCUCACAUGACUUGUCUGUCAUCAGGCCUGUGGGCGGGGCUGAGGAUGGUGACAUCACACAACAGGUGGCUCCCUGCUCCCCUUCUGGUCAGCACAGCCUCAGUGGUCUACACAGUCCAGUUCUGGGAGAGAGUGCGAGCAUGUACAGACCAGCAGAGGAGCAGCAGAGCUUCUACACCAACCUCAUGACUCAGCUGACCAGUCGUCUUCAGGAGUCAGACAGCACACACGAAGUGGAUGAGUCCAGGAGGAGGAGUCUGUCUUUGGUUUCUGACCGCUCCAAGGCCUCUUCCUCCGCCUCCUCCUCAUCCUCCUCCUCCACCAGGAGGAAGCAGCAGAGUCCAGGAGGAGACCCUGUGGUCAGCGCCACUCUGAGGCAGCUACAGCAGCUCGGAGUCGACGUAGACGAAGAUCUGACAGAGUCUGACAGAACCCGGGUCAGGACUGUGGAGAGCGCCAGCACUCUGGCGAGCAUCAACCCGGCUGCCGUCGUGUCCAGACUGAGCGUGUCUGAUCCGACCGUCAGCGCUCUGUUCACAGGAGGCAGUGUGGAUCUGAGCCUGGAGGCCAACGCCAUCGCCCUGCGUUACCUGAGCGACUCUCAGCUCAGCAGGUUGUCUCUGGGAGGCCAUGCCCCCCGCCCCGAGCCCGCCUCCGCCGGUGACUCCCUGCUGUCGCCUAGCAACAUGUCUCUGGCCACCAGGAAGUAUAUGAGGAGGUAUGGCCUGAUCGAGGAGGAGGAUGGCGAGGAGGAACAGGAGCAGGGGGAGGUCGGAGGUCAGGAGGCUUGUACUCGUCAGCCGCUGACAGAAGCUCUGAACGUGAAGCUCCUCCCACAGAGUCAGCUGAUCAGAGACCUGCGGCCAAAGAUGCAGGUGUUAACGGGAAACACCAAACCGAGCGCCGCUGCCAAGGAGAACUGUUCCAGCAGGCGGCCAUCUUUAGUGAGGGCAAGCAGCCGCCAGACGGAGGGGUCAGUGGGAAACAUCCUGGACCUGAGCCGCCUGAGACAGCUGCCCAAACUCUUCUGACUCCACAACACCAGCUGACUUUAAAACUGUCAGACUUUAAAUGGAGUCUUGUGUGUCUGAAGCACUUCUGGUCAGGAAUCAGUCUGCUGGUCUGACUCGGGUUCUGGUUUUCAUCUGCCAUCUUCGGUCAGUUGGAUGGUUUGGUGUGAAACAUCUGUCCAGCUGCUGUCAACACCUGGAACCAGAACCUGAAAACCAGAGCAGAUGGAGGACCAGUAUGAAGUAUUGUAACGUGUAUUGUGGUCUGUCAUGGUCAGACUGGUUUUACUGGAAGCCUGUUGCCUGUAGUUUUUCUGCUGUCAGUCCUUUUAUCACAGGUGUGUGUGUGUGUGUGUUUUACAUUUUGUCUCUUAUUGUGAAAUGUCUCUUUUACAGAUUUUUAAUAUUAAUGAUUCCACUAAUAAAAUUCUGAUUCUUUUA
Messenger RNA from Seriola aureovittata, 3982 nucleotides. It is a transcript of the gene stil, whose product is annotated as STIL centriolar assembly protein. The record is from RefSeq and is a predicted model, not a curated record. The transcript is spliced from 16 exons. Gene Ontology annotation, cellular component: centriole; centrosome. Bases 287 to 3562 code for a protein of 1091 amino acids. NCBI's taxonomy places the organism in Eukaryota, Metazoa, Chordata, Actinopteri, Carangiformes, Carangidae. Gene Ontology annotation, biological process: centrosome duplication; mitotic spindle organization; smoothened signaling pathway.